CUUAUAUCUCAAGAUGACCGUUACAAUCAUCCGGAAUUCAAAUCUAACAGAAACAUUAAACACACAACAAAGAAUAAACUCCACACCAUUAGUGAUCAGAGAAUAGAGAUGAGAGAGAAAGAGCAAUCUCAUAAAGCAGACAUGGAAGAAGAAACAACAUUACAGAAACUCAGAUCAAAAGCCACAGAAUUUCUUCUAAGAGAAGAUUGGAAUGAAUCAAUUAAAACUUACUCUCAAUUCAUCUCUCUUUGCCAACAACAAAUCUUUAAUACCAAUCAAAAAUCUGACCUCUUAAAGCUCCAGAAAUCCCUCUGUUUAUCCCUCUCGAAUCGAGCCGAAGCUCGAUUCCGAUCAAGGGAUCUUGAGGAAGCACUCAAGGAUUGUGAGGAAGCUCUUCAAAUUGACAAUACCCAUUUCAAAACAAUGGUUUGUAAAGGUAAAAUCUUGCUUAAUCUCAAUAGAUAUUCUUUGGCUUUGGAUUGUUUUAAGAAGGGUUUACUUCUUGAGUCACAUUGUAAUAAUGGGAAUUUAGAGAUGUUAAAUGGGUUCAUUGAGAAAUGCAAAAAGCUUGAUUAUUUGUCAAGAACUGGUAAUUUUGAUGUUUCUAAUUGGGUUACAAGUGGGUUAUCUGGGAUAUGUCCUGAACUUGGUGAAUUUGUGGGUAAUGUUGAGAUUAGAAGAUCUAAAAUUAGUGGUAGAGGUUUGUUUUCCACUAAGAAUAUUGAUGUUGGAGGUUUGAUUUUGGUUACUAAAGCAGUUGCUACUGAAAGAUGCAUAUUACCUAAAUCUAGUAAUGGUAGUUUGGGUGAAAAUGCACAAUUGGUUAUGUGGAAGAAUUUUAUUGAUAAAGUUAAUGAAUCUACCUCAAAAUGUCUCAAAUUUUGUCAUUUGAUUACUAAGUUGUCAAUUGGUGAAAAUGAGGAAGAUCUUGACAUCCCUGAUAUUAGUCUCUUCAAGCCUGAAACUAAAGCAGGAUUUUUCCCAAAUGAGAAGCUUGAUGUGGAUGUUGAUAAGAUUUUGAGUAUACUAGAUGUGAAUUCACUUGUUGAAGAUGCAGUUUCUGCCAAAGUUGUUGGGAAAAACAGUGAUUAUUAUGGUGUGGGCUUAUGGUUGCUCCCUUCUUUUAUAAACCAUUCUUGUAUUCCGAAUGUAAGGCGGUUGCAUAUAGGUGAUUAUGUGCUUGUUCUUGCUUCUAGGGAAGUGAAGGCAGGGGAAGAGGUCACAUUUGCUUACUAUGAUGUUCUUUCUCCAUUGAGCAAACGGAAAGAAAUGGCGAAAACAUGGGGUUUUAAAUGUGAGUGUAAGAGGUGCAAAUAUGAAGAAGAAAUGCAAUCUAAGCCAGAGAUGGGUGACAUCGAAAGAGGGCUCGAAAGAGGAGUGGAUGUUGGUUGUGCCAUAUUUCGGUUGGAGGAAUGUAUGAGGAGAUGGGUGGUGAGAGGAAAGGAGAAAGGUUACUUUAGAGCAUCAUUUUGGAAGGCUAUUUCGGAGGCGUAUGAAUCGGACAAGAUCAUAAGGAGAUGGGGGAGGAAGAUGCCUGCAUUGGAGCCUAUUGUUGAUAGCUUAAUGGAAGCAAUUGGGAGUGAUGAAAGAGUUCUUAAGGUGCUUAUAAGGAAAUUGAAGAAAAGUGGUUGUGGAUUUGGAGAAACGGAAAGGGCAAUCAAGUUAGGAAGAGGUGUUUAUGGGAAGGUUGUGAAGAAACAAGCAUUGAGGAUUCUACUUGAGCUUGGAGUUCAUGAAUAAUAGUAGUGCUACUAGCUUAGUAGCAUGCUUUGUUUUCUUAGUUCAACAACAUUCUUAUGCUCUAAUUAUUCUUAAUUCUUAAAUGAAUUAGUAGAGAAAAAUUAGCUAGUUGUUUUAACUCCUUUUAAGUUUCAACUUUAAGAGAUGAUUGCUUAGAAUUUAUGUCUUGUACAAGUUGUUGGUAGCAAGACAAUCAUGUUUGUCAAGGGUCCUUGUAACUUCUGCAUAAUUAGAUUGCUAAUACAACCAAAGACAAAUUGAUACA
This is a messenger RNA of Beta vulgaris subsp. vulgaris (sugar beet), 2005 nucleotides long. RefSeq lists its product as hypothetical. The record is from RefSeq and is a predicted model, not a curated record. Gene Ontology annotation, molecular function: protein binding. Lineage: Eukaryota; Viridiplantae; Streptophyta; Magnoliopsida; Caryophyllales; Amaranthaceae. The transcript has a single exon. Bases 109 to 1740 code for a protein of 543 amino acids.